CUCACCGUCUCUGUCAGCCUUCCCCGUCACACGCCGUUCCCCUUCCUCUUCCCGACGACCACCUCCGGACCUUAACGACUUCUUGUCCUCAUCUCACUGACGACCUUCAAGAUUAUCUAACAUACACCUGUAUUACCCCAUCCAGCAUACACCUUCCCCUCCUCACUACCAUACCAUGGCUGCACAGCGGAACGUCCCACUCACCUGUUCUGGUCAUACGAGGCCAGUAGUCCACCUCUCCUUCUCCCCACAGGUCGAGGCAGACGGUUCCUACCUCCUCGUCUCAUCCUGCAAGGACGGCAACCCCAUGCUCCGCGACUGGAAGGGCGAUUGGCUCGGCACGUUUAUAGGGCACAAGGGCGCAGUCUGGUGUACUCGGCUGGACGCGACGGGCAGCAGGGCCGUCUCGGGCAGCGCGGACUUUACGGCAAAACUAUGGGACACCUACACUGGCGAAGCACUCCUUACCCUCCCUCACCCGCAUAUAGUGCGCUCUGUCGCCUUCUCCCCUCGUGGAACCCACCUCCUCUCCGGUUCGCAAGACAAAAAAGUCAGGUUGUUCGAUAUCGAGCUCGCCUCCACUUCUGGCGGGCAUGGAGCCGUCAUGCGUCGCUCGCCUUCUUCCCCUGGCGGGGCGAAGGAGGACUGUCAUGAUGGGACCGUCAGAAGUGUUGUCUGGGUUGGGGAGAGCGAGGGCGUCAGUGCGGGGGAGGACGGUGUGCUCCGCUGGUGGGACCUGCGCACACUCGGCCCUACGUCUUCCCUCCGGCUUGACGCACCUAUCACCUCCAUGGAACUGAGCGCCCCGCAUCAUACGCUGGUAGUCACAUCGGGCAAGAUGGUCAGCUUCAUUCCCGCCUCUUCUCCGGGCAGCGCAGCACCUCCCCCGUACCCGAUCCACAGCUUCCCCUUCACGCCGAGUAGUGCCAGCUUGCACCCACUAGUACCGGACCGGUAUGUGGUGGGAAGCCUGGCAGACCCGUGGGUAAGGGUGUUCGACUUCAAUACGGGGGAGGAGAAGGAGGUGUAUAAGGGGCAUCAUGGGCCUGUGCAUACAGUUGAAUACUCUCCAGAUGGGGAGAUGUAUGCUACUGGGAGUGAGGACGGCACCAUCCGUCUCUGGCAGACAACACCAGGCAAGACAUACGGUCUCUGGCAAGCCGUCGAUGUCCAACAACCUCAACAGCCGCUCCCUCAAGGACAAAACGGCUCCAACGGGCCAUACCGCAGCUAACCAGACCUCGCCCCUCCAUUGCCGGGGUCCGCGAACGAAGAACGACGCCAACCUCCGCUGCAACCCGGUGCCCUGCCUUUGCCUGGAAAGGUGUCUCAAGACGGCGCUGGGGCGGAUACGACAUUACGAAUCAACAGGGUUUUUACGCUUUUUUUUUGUACGACCGCGGUUCGGUUUGGUUCGGUUCGAUAGGUUUAGGUGUAACGUUUGGCUGGGUUGUUGUAUUGAUUUCAUG
Dacryopinax primogenitus is the source of this 1469-nucleotide messenger RNA. RefSeq names its product WD40 repeat-like protein. Gene Ontology annotation, biological process: spliceosomal snRNP assembly. The transcript has 3 exons. The record is from RefSeq and is a predicted model, not a curated record. The coding region runs from base 176 to 1234 and encodes 352 amino acids. Gene Ontology annotation, cellular component: SMN complex. NCBI's taxonomy places the organism in Eukaryota, Fungi, Basidiomycota, Dacrymycetes, Dacrymycetales, Dacrymycetaceae. Gene Ontology annotation, molecular function: protein binding; RNA binding.